UCCUCUUCCUCCCAAUCCCUACACUUCCCUCUUCUUUAAGUCCUUUAUUUUUCUCUCUUUUUUGGUGAGUUUAUCAGAAAGUUUUUAACUGAUAAACACACCAACAUUGUUGCCAUUGUUGAUUUUAUAUAUACUUAUAACACACAACCAUUUGUACACAACAAACAGAUCUACAUAGUUAAGUUUUUUAGGUCACUCUUUAUUACUUGUUGACUGCGUAACAAUGAAGAGUUUUGUGGGUUGUUUGUUUUUAGUAAUUGGGGUUCUUCCUUUAGCAUUUGCUGGCCAUAAUUAUGGUGAAGCAUUGAGUAAGAGCUUUCUGUUUUAUGAAGCUCAAAGAUCUGGUUAUCUUCCUCAUAACCAAAGAGUUCAUUGGAGAGGAAAUUCUGGUCUUAAUGAUGGAAAAGCUAGUGGGAUUGAUUUGGUGGGAGGGUACUAUGAUGCAGGAGAUAAUGUGAAAUUUGGUUUGCCAAUGGCAUUUACUAUAACAAUGAUGUCAUGGAGUAUUUUAGAAUAUGGUAGGCAAAUGGGUGCUAGUGGUGAACUUGGUCAUGCUAUGGAUGCUGUUAAAUGGGGUACUGAUUAUCUCCUCAAAGCUCAUCCUGAACCUUAUGUUCUUUAUGGAGAGGUAGGAGAUGGAAACACAGACCAUUUCUGUUGGCAAAGACCAGAAGAUAUGACGACAUCAAGAGCUGCUUACAGAAUUGACCCGAACCACCCGGGUUCGGACCUUGCCGGAGAAACUGCCGCCGCCAUGGCCGCCGCUUCCAUCGUCUUCCGCCGCUACAACCCUGGCUAUGCUAAUGAGCUACUUAACCACGCCCAUCAGCUCUUCGAAUUUGCUGACAAAUAUAGGGGCAAAUAUGAUAGCAGCAUUACUGUGGCCCAAAAAUAUUACCGAUCUGUUAGUGGAUACGCGGAUGAAUUAUUAUGGGCAGCAGCAUGGUUGUACAAGGCAUCAAACAAUCAAUUUUACAUGAAUUAUUUAGGAAGGAAUGGAGAUGCACUUGGUGGAACUGGUUGGUCCAUGACUGAAUUUGGCUGGGAUGUCAAAUAUGCUGGUGUCCAAACUCUUGUUUCUCAGAUCUUGAUGUCAGGGAAAGCUGGUCACAAUACACUUGUAUUUGAGAGGUACCAACAGAAAGCAGAGAACUUCAUGUGUUCGUGCCUCGGAAAGGGUAACCGGAAUGCACAGAAAACUCCUGGUGGUCUCAUCUUCAGGCAGAGAUGGAACAAUAUGCAAUUUGUUACUAGUGCUUCAUUCCUUGCCUCGGUUUAUUCUGACUAUUUAACAUCCGCUGGCAAAUACCUCAAGUGUUCUUCUGGUUAUGUAUCUCCAAAUGAGCUCCUCUCUUUUGCCAAGUCACAGGUGGACUACAUUCUUGGAGAUAAUCCGAGAGCAACAAGUUACAUGGUGGGAUAUGGAAGCAAUUACCCAAGACAAGUACACCACAGAGGUUCUUCCAUUGUUUCUAUUAAGGUUAAUCCAACUUUUGUUACCUGUCGUGGAGGAUAUGCAACCUGGUAUAGCAGAAAGGCGAGCGACCCUAAUCUCCUCACUGGUGCCAUUGUUGGUGGACCUGAUGCCUAUGACAACUUUGCUGAUGAAAGAGAUAACUAUGAGCAAACUGAGCCUGCCACUUACAACAAUGCUCCGUUGAUUGGCGUGUUGGCAAGACUUCAUGCUGGUCAUAGUGGUUACAAUCAGCUCCUACCAGUUGUUCCUGCGCCAAAGCCAGUUCCAAAACCAGCGCCAAGGGGGAAAGUAACUCCAGCUCCAAGGCCAAGAGUACUUCCAGUACCAGCUAAUGCUCAUGUUGCUAUUCAACAAAGGGCAACUAGUUCAUGGGCACUGAAUGGGAAGACUUACUACAGAUACUCAGCAAUAGUUACUAACAAGUCCGCGAAGACAGUUAAGAACUUGAAGCUUGCAAUAUCCAAGCUCUACGGUCCUCUAUGGGGUCUUACAAAGUACGGUGACUCGUUCAUCUUCCCAGCUUGGCAAAGUUCUUUACCAGCUGGUAAAAGCCUCGAGUUCGUGUACAUUCACACUGCUUCUCCUGCAAUUGUCUCAGUUUCAAGCUACACUCUAGUCUAAAAGACUGAAUGAAAAACAAGAAGUUAAGAAGGUGGAAAUGCAAACACAUUUUUCUCGGGUUUUAAUGUAAGAAUUGUGCAGCUAUAGUGCUAUACUACGCAGCUAUAGUGCUAUACUACACGGCGCAUUCAAGGGGAUCUUUUUAUCUUUUUCGUUAUUGGGUUUUUUUUCUUUCUUUCGAAAGUUUGUCUGUAAGUUUCAACUUCUGGUUGGUUUGCAGUUUGAGUAGGACUUUAGGUAAUGAAGGUUUAGGUUAAUAAGGUGGAAAAGUUGGAGGAAGAAAGGAGUGAAGAGACAAGUUUAAACAAGUGCUCAUCCUCUUUCUCCUCCACUUUAUAUACAUAGUAUUGAGAAAAGAAAAAUGACAGAGAAAAGAGUGAAGGGGUUGAGAAGUAAAGAAAGUUUUGCUUCUCUAUAUUAUAUCUAAAGUCUUCAUUUCCUUUGUAAUUGAAUGCAGCUUGAAGGUUUCUAUCAGUUUUGCUUUUUAACU
Molecule: messenger RNA, 2588 nt
Organism: Nicotiana tabacum (common tobacco)
Lineage: Eukaryota; Viridiplantae; Streptophyta; Magnoliopsida; Solanales; Solanaceae
Product: endoglucanase 6
Biological process (GO): carbohydrate metabolic process
Molecular function (GO): hydrolase activity, hydrolyzing O-glycosyl compounds; carbohydrate binding
Source: RefSeq, a predicted model, not a curated record